AGUAGUGGAGCCCGCGAACGCCCAACGAGCGGCGGUCUUGCGGGAGGGUUGGCUUCGGGCGGAAGCGGCUUUGUAGCCUAGGCGAAACGAGAUGGGGGUGAAGCUGGAGGUGUUUCGGAUGACACUCUACCUCACCUUCCCCGUGGCUAUGUUCUGGAUUGCCAAUCAGGCCGAGUGGUUUGAGGACUAUGUCAUACAGCGCAAGAGGGAGCUGUGGCCACCGGAGAAGGAGGACCAGGAUGAAGCUGAUCCCACCUGGACCGUGGUUGUAGUUGGCCCAGGACUCCCAGUCGCCGAGAGCUAGAAGAAUUCAAGGAGAGGAUACGGAAGCAGCGGGAGGAGAGGCUCCUUCGAGCAGCCCAGCAGAGCUCCUGAGUCCCAGCCCGCCCCCUGCGAAAUAACACGCUCACGGCGCCUUGUUUCUCGAGGAAGUGUUUUAUUGUCUGCGUUCAGGGGCCAAUCAGGGCCGAGGGUGGUUCAGACCCUCAGGGGGCUUGGGUCUGGGGCUGGGGGCUGCUGUUCCGACGGAAGCCAAGAGCAGUCGGAUCUUGCGGGGCAAGGAGGGGCUGGGGGCUGAGCGUCCCCGCUCUUUUCUGCACUCCGUCCUGCGGAUGAAGAGGGAUCAGUCAGCGAGAGGGAGGGAGCAGGAGCAGUGCCAGCCGGAGGUGACACAAACACUGGGGGAGGGUGCGUGUCUCACCUCCUGCCAUUUGGCCCUACCGCCCCCCAGGGUUUUUUUUUUUAACUUGUAUAUUUU
Molecule: messenger RNA, 757 nt
Organism: Suricata suricatta (meerkat)
Lineage: Eukaryota; Metazoa; Chordata; Mammalia; Carnivora; Herpestidae
Product: protein PET100 homolog, mitochondrial
Exons: 5
Coding region: 92-304 (70 amino acids)
Biological process (GO): mitochondrial respiratory chain complex IV assembly
Cellular component (GO): mitochondrion; mitochondrial inner membrane
Source: RefSeq, a predicted model, not a curated record